CUUUGCUUGUUUUCUUGUGUUUGGAUAUCUCUACUGGUACCUUUGUUUAUUCAUUUAAAAUGGAAAGUGGACAGGUUUCAACGAAACCCCUAACGAGGGAUGAAUCAAAGACUUUGCUGUCUUUUAUAGAAAGCAGCAAAAUAAUAUGCAACCAAGCUACCAAUGCUACCACCAACAAAAUGAAAACGGAGGAAUGGAAACGCAUCACCGACCAAUUUAAUGCAGUUGUUACAUCAUGCCACCGUACACCUCAACAACUGCGUUUGAAGUGGGAAAAUUUAAAAAAAAAUUCUCGCAAACGCAAUACAUUAAUUAGGAUGAACAACAUUAAGACUGGUGGUGGUGGUCCAGAUUACAUCCCUCCGGAUGAAGUCCUAGACAAGGUAGCUACUUUGUUAGGCAAUACGGUGGAUGGUUUCACUGUUGAAUAUGGUGGCGAUGCUGAACUUGUGCCGGAGCCAACAAACUGGGCUUCUGCUAAUGUAAUUAUUGGUGAUGGUGGUGGUAUUGGGAGUGAUUUUGUUGUAGAAUCACAAAUUAUAAAAUUAGACGCCAGCUCCAUAUCUCCUGGAGUCCAAAUUUUACAAAAUGACGUAUUAAAUGAAGCAGAAGACCCAGGAAAGUGUUCAGCAAAAGAACCGAAGAAAUAUUUAUUCACUCCUAGAGCUAGUGGUUCCAAAAGAAAACUCUUCACCAAGGGUGAUGAAAACCGUUCUGCCAGGAAUCAAGCAAUAGCAAAUUAUUUUAUAGCUAAAACUAAGUUAUUAGAAGAGAACUUGGAAAAGGUGUUAUUAGAAAAAAAAAAAUUACAACUAGAGAUAGAUAAUUUACAAAAAGAUAAAGUUUAAAUUAAAUAUUUAUUGU
Messenger RNA from Melitaea cinxia (Glanville fritillary), 864 nucleotides. RefSeq lists its product as uncharacterized. Lineage: Eukaryota; Metazoa; Arthropoda; Insecta; Lepidoptera; Nymphalidae. The record is from RefSeq and is a predicted model, not a curated record. Bases 60 to 848 code for a protein of 262 amino acids. The transcript has 4 exons.